AGAACAGCCAUAGCAAGAGGGGAAAUUCUCUAAUAGAAACGACGGAUAAUGGAAAAUACAUCGGGUGGCAGAUAAGAAGGCCAUUGGGACCAAUACUGCAUCAGAAGUGAAUAAAAAGAAGGGACUUGAACAAAAAAUGAAUAUGAAUUGGGUAAUAGUGUUUUCUUAGCAGAAACACUCAAUCAUAUACGGUGAUGAAUGGCUUUGAAGCUAGAAAACUAAUUUUCGUUUCGGUUAAAAUAUACUCAGGAGCGUGGGUUAACAUAUUUAGGAGAUACUGACAAUGAUGAGGACAUCGAUCUAGCCACUAAAGAAGACAAAUUUAUCAGAAAAAUGUCAGUCCUUUCUGCACAUACAAAAUGUAGAAAAUGUUAUGUGAGUAUAUAAAACUUGGAUUAAAUGUAUAACAGUAGGAAAAUGUCGGACAAAAUGAACCAUUUGUCUCCCUGGGACCUGAGUGGUGUUGGUAUGGGUUUCGGACUGUACCGGCCUAGAAGGCCGAGUUAUACAUUUGCUACGCAAGCGCAGCGGCAACGUAGUGAAAGUUAUAGGUAUGCAGUUAGAAAAAGCACAUCCGACACUGACGAGCCCGCAGACUUUAUUGAAGGAAUAAUUCAAAGAAAGAAUCGUAAAGAGAGUUAUGUUCGUGCUACACGUGGAGAACAUACUGAUGUUGAAAUGAGUGACGUUCGGGAAGCCAUGAGAGCCCUUGAUGAAGAGCUUGCUGAAACGUCUGAACCAGUCGGAGCAGUUGCAAGAUCACCUGCAAGACCCCAGCCACCUUCAAGUCCAGUUAUUUUGAUAAAUGAUCAGUUUUUUUCGAACAGUAACAAUUAUAACCAUGCAAAUCAUAACGAACAUUACGACAAACUGAAUGGAACACAAAGGCAAGACCAGAAAAGCCUGCCAAGUGCAUUAUCGGAGAAUCAUAUACAGGAGUUAAAAAAGGUUGUUUCCCUGAAACGAUACUCACCAAACCACGAGCCCAAACUUAGCCCGGUACCAAACAGACAAAGGAAGUCAGGACUGUCUUUACCGGUGAAUGAUAGACAUGAAGAAUAUAACGAAGAUUCCGUAUUUACAUCAGAUUUUGCAGAGGGCGGGCAAGAUGUUACAACUCCAACGUCCAUUGACAGUACCCCGUUUAAAGGAUUUAAAAAGAUUCGUUUUAAGAAAAAUUUGGUGUUGCUAUGUGUAAGUUUUAUUCUGGUUUUCAAUGCAUUUCGAGCUAUACAAAAUCUUCAAUCUUCCAUUAACUCAGAUGGAUAUCUUGGAAUCAUAUCUAUGGCAUGUGUACACGGAACAAUGUGUGUAACUUGCCUGUGGGCCCCGGUUGUAAUCAACAAAUUUACCGCGAAAUGGACCCUUGUUUUUGGAAUGUCUACAUAUAUUCUGUGGAUCGCUUCAAACUUCUUUCCUAGAUUUUAUACCCUCAUUCCAUUUGGAAUUUUAGCAGGUAUCGGAAAAGGAAUUUUGUGGACUGCCGAAUCGUCAUAUAUAUUGAAGCUGUCUUUCGAUUAUUCUCGUGUUACUAAAGAAGGUUUAGACAAAGAAAUGUUUAGAUUUCAUGGUAUAUUUCUUGCGUGCUUCCAAACUACACAUAUAUUUGGCAAUCUCAUAUCAUCAUUAGUAUUACAUAGUGCAAAGACAUCUUUGGAAAAGGAACAACCUACAGAUUAUUCUUACGAAAUGAGUAUGAAUUUUACCUACGUCGAUGGAGAUAUGGCUGGAGGUGGAGAAAUGAUGGCUGGUGGAUCAUGCGGUGUUCUGUAUCCAUGCCAACAAUCGUCUAGUUCUUCCGAUAUAACCAAAGAUGUACCAAGCACACUUUGGAAACUUAUGAGUGCCUAUAUUAUACUUGGGUUCAUCGCAUUUUUCCUGACAAUUCUCUGUCUGGACAAAAUUGGUGCCAAAUUCGAUCCGGACAAAACUGGAUAUGAGAUUGUUGUUGAACAUUUCCAGUUGAUGUUGACUCAUAAAACCUUCCGUCUUCUUAUACCUUUACUUAUAUUCAGUGGUUUGCAACAAGCGUUUGUUUUCUCGGAUUUCACCCAGGCAUACAUUACCUGCACAAUAGGUGAAGAAUAUAUUGGUUACUGCAUGAUAAUUCUGGGUUUAGCCAAUAUCGUCAGCGCCGUUCUGGUGGCAGUUUGUGCCAAUGUGAUAGCACGUGAGGUUGUAUUUGGGAUAGGGGGAAUAAUUCAUAUGGGUUUAAUGAUAGGUCUUCUCAUAUGGAUUCCAGACACACGCUUAAUAAUAUUCUUUGUGAUGGCUGCGUCUUGGGGAGUCUGUGAUGCAGUUUGGCAGACGCAAUGCAAUACACUUAUUUGUAUUACCUGCGCAGAGAAUGCAGAAGUGGCGUUUGCAAAUUACAGACUUCUACAAAGUUUUGGAUUGACAGUUGGAUUUCUCAGUGGCACCUUUCUAUGUGUAUCUUUUAAGUUAUAUAUUUUGAUGAUUUUACUGGUCGUUGCAAUAAUGUUCUAUGUGUUGGCAGAAUACAAAGUGAGACAGGUUGACAGUGAUGUUUUUGAGGGUUCCAUUGAAGUGAAUUGAUUGUUUCAUUAUAAAACUUAAAGUAUUACUUAUAUAAUGUGACAGUGGUAUUUAUUUAGAUCAGUGUGUUUAGAUCAAUGACAAAACUGAAAGAAAUAAACUAAUCGUCGAUGUGAGUAGUAUAAUUUGGAUUAUCAUUACAGACGUCCAAUAAUGUGUGGAUAGUAGUUACAAAAGCAUUAGGUACCGUAUGUUAUACGAGUCCAGACGAGAUUUUUACAGAAAACAAAUUUGAGAUUAGCUGCAUUUGGCGCCAGCUUUACAAAACAAACACUGCUAAAAUGUGAUUGAAUCCAUACAUGAUACAAAAAGCGGGGAUACUGGAAGCGAUACAGUAACAAAAUAUGCAACGUAUAUUCAUGACACAGCCAGAGUGAUAUAGGAGAUGACGGAUUCAUUCAACAUAAUCUAGCACUUCAGUUACCAUUAAGCCUAUGGAUUGUCAUCUUUCUGUUAGUCUGCUACACAAUCAGCACUGCAAUCAUUUGCAUUUUUAUAUUCUUAAUAUAUCUAUUGUGGUCGGACAAGUACUAGAAGUGAUCUGCUAUUUGUAUAUUUCCCUGCAGAAAACAGCAUUUUUCAUAAUUGUAUGAUUGGCGUUAUACGCUACAGAGACAAGAUUUUUACGUCCUUGAUAAUUUUAUAUGCAUUCAUCUAUUUAUUAUAAUGACGUUUUCUUUUAUUCAAGAACCCUAACCUUACCUGUCAUAAAUGAAUAAAAUCAGAUACUGCAAACACGCACCAGUACCUACCAUGGUCAACACCAUUACAAAAUGGUAACUGAAACUGCGCAUUUGCCUUUAACCCUUACCCUGCUAAGUUUCUAUAAUGGACUGGUCCAUCUUUCACUUUGGACAGUACCAUUAACUGCUAAAAGGGGUGCUUACCAAAAAUAUACUGACUGAAUAGCGAACAACGGAUGUGCAGGCUGAUCUUGGACUGCACUGGUCGCAAAGGCAGAAUCACUUGCCGCCAGCAGGCUAAGGGUUAAUAAUGUUUAUUUUAUUCUUUAGCUAAGGCAAGAACAUACACGGUUAUAAAUAGAAAUAAUGUAUUGAAUAUUUACUACAGUGACUAACCUCUCUCUUGAACAGGUGAAAUUUGUCAUCAAAGGGGAUUAAGUUGUUGCCGAAUACUGUUUAUAAUAAUUAUUAUUAUUAAUGUUUUUAUUUUCACUAAUAAUUGCAAAUAAUGUCACUCCAGAAUUCAAAAUAUUCAUCUACAGUAUUUCAUAAUACACAUUCACGUUGCGCAAUUCUUAACACUGCGAACAAGGCUGCUAACCAUGAAAUCGCUAAAUAGUAAUACUUUUGGAGUAUUUCAAAUGGUUGCAUAAAGUUAGUAGUGUCCUUGAAAUUAUAGAUAUUAUUGUAGAAGUCAAGUAAAACUUUGAUAUUCAUUUGUGCAGAAACAUGUGUAGUAUAACAAUUUGGAAUAUAUACAGUUAUUGCAAAAGUGUUUUUGCACCGCUCAGUAACAUUUUGAUUUUUUUAUUUAAAUUACAGUAAAAUAUGAAAGUGUCUAGUAUCGUUUUACUAACAUAAUAACAAUUAGAAACAUACUAAAUGGAGCAAGUUGUAUUGAAGUUUAGAAGCUAUUAAUACCGUUAUAUUUAUUUCAUAUAAGUCCCUUGUGCCAUAACUUUUAUUUUCUGCAUAUGUUUAAGUGUUAGGUCAUGUAAUUAUACAAGAAUAACUAAAGGCGAAAUACGUUUAUUUCAUUGCAAGCAAUGAAAAAGAAAAGAGAAAUACACGAUUUUUGUCCGCGAGAACUGAAAUUUUUAUUAAUAUUGUCACAUAAGGGGUGAUUAAUUUUGAGAAAAGAAACCAAAAAUUAAAAAAAAAAAAAAAAUAUUUUUAAGACUAACACUCUUGAUAUUCGGUGAAAGGUUAGCUAUAUUUUGAAAAUUAUCUUAUUAUUAAUACGUGUGUAAAAUUGUACAUAUCUUCUCAUUUGAAAACAUUCCUUAAAGGAGACAAAGCGUUUUGAAAUGUCUACUUGUAAUAAAUUUAUACUCACUUUGAACUUAUUUGCGAAUUCUUUUGAAGAAGUCUAGAAAAUAAUUCAAGUUUGUGACAUUACUCAAAAUUAAAAGCGUACUUCUUUAAAUGUCGAUUGAUCAAUUUUUUUUUUAAGAACGGAAGCAGAUUGCAAUAACAAGAAAACUUUAGAGUUUCUCUCACACAAAAAUAUCAGAAAUUUAUUUUGAUGUGUAAAAUAUACAUAGAGAUACAUAGAGAUAAUAAAAAUAAAAUGGGUCUUAUAUUUUUGAAGAUACACAAUAGCAUACAUUUGGUCAUACUUAAUUUACAUACAUUAUGUAUAACUAAUGCGGAGUUUGACGUUUUAUUUCCACCCUUCAAAAGGGAAAACCAGAAUAAACAGUAUUAUGUGUCAGACGCGUACGAAAUACUGAAAAGCUGUAAGCAGUUUAGGUUUCUGUUGACAGGUCUAGUAAGAUAAUUAACUCGAAACAUAAAUGAUGCAUUUUGUCUUUAGUUAUCAAUAUAUUAAUGAAAUGUAAUUAUAAAACAGUACUGUGCUGAUAGAGUAUUUUACCUUGAAGAAAGUAUUGACCACUUCAUCAUACUUUGAAAAAUAUCAAACUUAACUCCAACAACAGUGUCCAAGUUGCAUACAAGUACUUAUUUAAACUUUGACCCACAUCAUAGCAAAAUGUUUUUACGCAUAAAAAAUUCUAACAGUAACGCUGAUUUGUGGAAUUGACGUCGAAUGUUUGGUUUACGUAACACCGCAUUACAGUCUUUGAAACGUCCUACAGAAGGUAUAGAUCCGAAACAAUGUGCAUGGUGCGAAGAAUGAAUACCAAGAGAGGGUUUAAAAUCCGAAAAUCCAACACAGCUGGAGAAAUUGCAGUUUCCGCAAAUAUUUAAACAAACAUUCCUAUUUAGAUAAAACAGGAUUGACACAGGCAUUUUUUUAUCUUAUAAAAUAGUUUAUUGAUGACAUAAACAGCAAGUAGGCACAAAAGCCACUUUUCACUUUACCAGGUCAAGCAGUUAUUCAUGUGGCGAAAGUUUUAUAUUCUCGCAGGUUGUACAUAAAUUACUUGGCGAAAUGUCAGAUUUUGCCAUUAAGAUAUUCGUACUCGGCGCUGUUAUGCACCUGACGUAAGGCGUCACUACUGCAAUUAGUUGAUACCUGUUGAACAUGGUAAAAUCGAAUUUUGCACAUAUACAGUAUAAAUCUAGUUGUUACUUUUACUAUUAAAAAUAUACCGCAGUUUUUAAACAUUUGGAAAUAAAUAAAAAUCUACGUUUUAGCUACGUCUUGCUGUGGUUUGGUUCAUAUACGCUGUACACGUAAUAAUAACACUUAUAGAGCUGUGUUAAAACUGUCUUUUGUAUAAUAUGUUAUAUGUCAACUUACAUUGCAUAAUUACACUUACUUCUAACACGGAACGUUUCUCAUACACAAUCAGUAAAACAAAUAUUUCUUUU
This is a messenger RNA of Mercenaria mercenaria, 6017 nucleotides long. Its product is annotated as protein unc-93 homolog A-like. Lineage: Eukaryota; Metazoa; Mollusca; Bivalvia; Venerida; Veneridae. Bases 400 to 2556 code for a protein of 718 amino acids. The transcript is spliced from 6 exons. The record is from RefSeq and is a predicted model, not a curated record.